Messenger RNA from Anisakis simplex (herring worm), 2481 nucleotides. NCBI's taxonomy places the organism in Eukaryota, Metazoa, Nematoda, Chromadorea, Rhabditida, Anisakidae. The record is from the annotation of a GenBank genome assembly.
AUGUCGGGGAUGGCAAUGAAGGCUGGUUUGAGACCAGGCGAUUUCCUCUUGCAAAUAAACGGAAUAGACGUGCGAUCGGCAUCGCACGAUCAAGUUGUAAGACUGAUACAUGCUGCAGACGAUACGAUCACCCUUAAGGUGAUCACAAUUGAUCCGAGCAGCCUGGCCGUACCUCGGCUCACAGCCGGUACUCUACCGACCCGACGCAAUAGAUCAAUGUCACGAUUACCUCCAGCUCCACCAGUGCGUAAUCCGAGCACGAGUCUAUCGUGUGCUCAGGGAGCGAUAUUCUUGAAUCAAGCACGAGAAUACAAUCGUAUGAACAACCUCUAUUCAAGUUGUGCAAACGGUACGGACUACUCAGCAGAACAACGUAUUUAUGGUCAAACGAACGCAAUUUUUGCACCACGAUCGGGUAAUUAUUCGCACUUAAUGCCAACCAAAUCAGUAGAAUCACUUCCUGCGGCGGUCCUGUACGCCCCAUCAAGCCAUAUGAAUCUAGCGAGUGAAGAUUCUGUAAGAUGCGCGUCGGUUCGGCAACGACCCUCCUCCGCAUCACGGAGGAUUUCUGCAGCCGAAUUGGAGCAUCUGAUGGUGCGACAGUUUCAAGGAAGCUCUCAAUUCCAACCGGUUCAUCCCACAUAUGAUCAGGAUUCAUUAAGCAGCGGCUCCGGGAUGAAGUUCACGUCGGUGGCCGACAUGAAGCGUCGAAAACAGCGACAAGCGCCGUCUCCGCAGAUGGCGAACAACGGGAUUGCAAGUCGCCCCAAACUCCCAGGCCUUCCGCGCACACCCCUCGCUCCGCAAGCACCCACGCAACACUAUGCUCCUUCGCUGAAAAGCUUUAGCUCGUCACCUGAUCUACAAGCGCGUCCAGGUGAUUCCUCAAUAGAACCGUUACAUCGUGACAACUACCAACAUUCAAAUGAAAACGAACAGCCCAACGGCAUACAACGUCCCCAACAAUCCAUUUCAACGACUUCAUUUUCGGAUAUGAACGCUGCCACAAACGCGAAUCGUUUCAACACCUCACCUCGGUACCAUCGAUAUUCUGUGGAUUCGCCGACUUCCUACGACCCACACGGAGCAUAUUCACGGCCAUACCGGUCCUCCACUGCCAGUGGGACUGUGGAUUCUCCGAAUCGCCCCAAAAGCUCUCCGCCAUCGCCGCCAGUCUCCCAAAGACCGGCGGAGUCAUCUUCUUGCUCUAAAAUGAUCUCGAAUUAUAGUAUGAACGGUGGUGUCAAUGCCGACAAUAAUAAUAGUUAUGAAGAUGGGAAUAUGGACCAUUGCGCUUACAACGCAGGCUCGAGUUACGCCAGAAGCGAACAAGGAUAUUACGGCAAUCCAGAUUUGAACACAAAUUCAGCUGCUUACAAUCCGAUCGGAGACCAACGGUCUGCGUCCGUUGCUGGACCGUCAUCAUGUGAAGGUGGACCGGGCUCACCUUCAGCCUCCUCAUCGGGCUAUCGAUAUUCUGAGGUAGAAGCCUCGACGAUUAAGAGCGUUUCGUCGGAUCCAAGGACGGCUCGAAUUCCGUCGUCGUCUACGGAUUCUACGACAGCGUGUUCGUCUUCGACCUCUUCAACGACCUCAACGAUCGUUUUAAGGCAAAAUCCCACGUCGGCGCCGGGCAACAACCGCUGCCCGCCACCACCGCCUAAGCAUUCAACGGGUGCCCCUGCGCCCCCUCCACCACCACCUCCGCCACCUCCUCCUCCAGUGGAGAUGCUUCGAAGUUGUCGCCCUUCGCCCGGUGGUAAGAAUCCUUCAGCGCAGUCGUUGACUGCUGCAAGCAUUUCGAGCACUGCCUCUUCGGGCAACCGUUCGACGGCGAACUCGAACCCGUACGGAGCCCAGCAACAACCCCAACCGCAGUCUGGACUCAGUGGUAUCAGUGCCGAACUUCUGUCCGGGGUGAGGCUGAAACCGACGAAUACCGGCGGUGGUCUAAAACGAGACCCGGAAAGUCCAGUCGGAGCGUCAGCCUCAGAUAGUGCCGUUUCAGUGCCAAUGGAUUUCGAUGCGGACUUGCGAAAUGCAUUAGCGAGACGUCGUAAUAAAGUAUCUCGAGAUGAGCAGCAAGGUGGCGAACACGCCAAAAAUGUUGUGUUCUCGUUGGAGAAUCAGCCACCGGUAACAUCAGUGAGCAGCUACGGUGGUCUAAGUCUGAAGGAAUCUGUACGAGAGAACGUUGGCGCGAAUCCAUCCGGAAAGAACAAUCCAAAAUCGCAACAACAACAUUCUCCGCCUGGUUUUGCGACGAAAAAAGACAGCGGGUACACAUCGUCGCGUACCUCGUUAGAGCCGUCGGAAUGUGGCGAAGAAUCGAAUUCAACAGGUGGCUCCGGUCACCGAUCUACCCUAGAUUCGACUUCAUCAUCGUCAGCGAGCAGCAACGGUUCCAACGCUGAAUUUCAACGACCCGCAGCGUUGAACCUCCACUCGUCGGGCUCAAAACCUAGUAACAGCAGUACCACU